This is a messenger RNA of Pistacia vera, 535 nucleotides long. RefSeq names its product RING-H2 finger protein ATL52-like. The record is from RefSeq and is a predicted model, not a curated record. The transcript has a single exon. NCBI's taxonomy places the organism in Eukaryota, Viridiplantae, Streptophyta, Magnoliopsida, Sapindales, Anacardiaceae. Bases 8 to 523 code for a protein of 171 amino acids. Gene Ontology annotation, biological process: protein ubiquitination.
UUUAACAAUGGAACAUGACGGUGGUGGCGACCUUUUCGGUGACACCAGAGUAUCAAUGAUUCUUUUAGGCGUUGGAUCAGCUGCAUUUGUGACUGCAAUCUACCAUUGCGUCUCCGUGGGUUGGUGCAGCCGCCACGUCCCCAGGCCGAGCCCAUCAGAACCCAGAACUUUAACGCCCCAAAACGUCGAGAUGGCUAACAUCACUGAGAACCUAACGGGCCAGCUCAUCCCAGCCCACAAAUACCAAAAGGGUAUGGGCUUGGUGGGCGACGACGGCCUUUGUUCAGUGUGCUUGUGUGAAUUUGAAGAGGGUGAGGAGCUGCGUACUUUGCCAGAAUGUUUGCAUUCAUUUCAUGCACCAUGUAUUGAUAUGUGGCUUUAUUCUCAUCCCAAUUGCCCUAUGUGUCGCGCGGAUGCGGUGCCUUCGCCGCAAAUUUUUCCGCCGUCGGAACUCAGUCCGGUCGGGUUGGAGCCCGAUAUGUUACAGAUCGUCGUACAAUCUAGAACCCGAGUGUUGGUUUGAUGGCGAAAAUGU